ACUCUGAUGGCAACAUUCCAGGAGCAAAAUUGUUUUCAGUCAUGAAAUCACCUGAUGUUGAAAUGUGAAGCCACUUUCACAUGGCUUGGCAUGCAAGUAGCUCACAAUCUUUGACAGACUGGUUUAGAAGCAUGAAUGGUAGUAAAUUUGAAGUAAAAAAUGGUGGGUUAGGUAAUUUACAAGUGCAAUAGUCUAUGACCAAAGUUAUGCAGAAGUUUUAAAUGGUUGCAAUAUUUGAAUUUGGUUGCAAUAUUUGAAUGUGGCAAUUGGAAUAUGGUAAUAUUAAUUGAUUUGGAGGUCAUGGUUUCCUAUAAAUACCCUAGGACACUAGAACUACCAGUCGAGUAAGAACUCCAAUAACCACCCCUAUAAGAGGUCAUCAACUAAUCCCCUAAGACUCUGAAACUAUCGACCGGGUAAGAGUUUCAGUGGCCACCCCUAUUAGAGACCGAGGUAAAUCAAACUCAGGACCUCUUGAAUAAUACACCCAAAAGUCUUAGUUGACUAUUCGAUCACCUAGUGGUGAUUUAUAUCUUUUACUUUACUCUUAUUUUAUUAUUUUUAUAUUUAUCAUGAUUAAACAUUUUUAUAUGCUUUAUUCUUAAACAUAAUCAUAUUUGAUAUAUGAUAGACUUUGAAUAAAUAUAUUCAACAUCUUCAGGUGUCAGCAAUGCCUCAGCAGUAAGGCCAUCAUAAAGGAAUUGUAUUCCCGUCAUGUCCACUGAAAUUUGCAAGCCAAGCAAAGCAUAAAUUAAAAUUCAACUGCCGUCAUCUGAGAAAAUCAUGUAACUGAAUUGAAUAUCAUUGCAUCCGUGUACCAAUAAAAUUUUAUUAUCAUUUGUUUAUUUGGAGUCAACAGAAAUCCUUGCAAGACAAGGCCAUAUUUUCUUCUUUCUUUAACUAAUGAAAGAGCCAGAGCCAAUGGUUGGACGGCACUUAUUUAUGGUCAAUCAGAAAAGCUUUAUUUAUGAUUCCAGUUUAGCAGCCACGUUUGGAUAAUACAGUUAUGUAUUUCCUUACGUAGACAAAUUUUCCAUUUCAACUUUUCACCUAUAUAAGCACAAACUGAGGGAUCAACCCCCAUCAAUAGAAGCAAACCUCACAACAUGGAUUCAAAUAAUCAAGGCCACGGAUCUAGUGAGUUUUUUCAAGCUCAGACUCAGAUAUACAAACAUGUAUGUCAUUUUAUGGAUUCCAUGGCACUGAAAUGUGCAGUCCAAUUAGGCAUUCCUGAUGUAAUCCACAACCACAACAAGCCCAUUAAUCUCUCAGAGUUGGCUUCUGCACUUCAAAUUUCUCAAACAAAAACAGAUUGCUUGCAGCGCCUCAUGCGCCUAUUGCAGCACUCAGGUUUCUUUGCAACAACCAAGAUUGUUGAAGACCAAGAACAAGAAGGGUAUAUACUCACACCAUUUUCUAAUCUCCUGGUGAAAGAUAAUGUUGCCAGUUUAUCGCCUGUCGUUCUAGCCCUGCUGGAUCCUGUGCUAGUGAAUCCUUGGCAUUCCUUGGCGAACUGGUUUCAAGGAAAUGAUCUUACACCAUUUGAGACGGCCCAUGGAAUGAGCUUUUGGGACCUUGCGACGCAAAACCUUGAAUUUAGCAGCAGCAUGAAUGAACUAAUGGCCAGUGAUUCUCGGAUAACAAGCUUGGUUAUUAGAGAUCAUAAGGAAAUUUUCCAGGGGCUGAAUUCAUUGGUUGAUGUGGGAGGCGGCACAGGAACUCUGGCUAGGAAAAUUUCUCAGGCCUUCCCUGAAUUGAAAUGCACGGUCUUGGAUCUCCCACAAGUCGUCACUAACUUGCCAGAGAGUGAAAACUUAAAAUUUGUUGCAGGUGACAUGUUUCAAUCUAUCCCUUCAGCAGAUGCAAUUGUCAUCAAGUCAGUUUUGCAUAAUUGGAGUGAUGAGGACUGUGUAAAGAUUUUGAAGCGUAGCAGAGAAGCUAUUGCAAGUAAAGGUAAGGGAGGAAAGCUUAUUAUCAUAGACAUGGUGAUCGAUGACAAGAAAGAAGAACACGAUAGAACCAAAACAAAGCUCUUUAUGGACAUCACGAUGAUGGUUAUGUGUAGUGGAAAAGAGAGAAAGGAGAAGGACUGGGAAAAGCUGUUCUUGGAUUCCGGUUUUAGUCACUACAAAAUUACAGCUACAAGUGAGUUAAAAUCUAUCAUUGAGGUUUAUCCUUGAGAAGUGCACUUGUCUCCGUGUUUUGUAAGCUUCAGAUGAUUGUCAAAUGAAUAAUGUACAAUAAGCUUGAUGCAAUACCUUGCUUGCAAUGGUGACUUGAAUAUUAAAAUCGAAUUUUGUUUUCUUUUCUCAA
Pistacia vera is the source of this 2313-nucleotide messenger RNA. Its product is annotated as trans-resveratrol di-O-methyltransferase-like. The coding region runs from base 1107 to 2180 and encodes 357 amino acids. Gene Ontology annotation, biological process: methylation. Gene Ontology annotation, molecular function: protein dimerization activity; O-methyltransferase activity; S-adenosylmethionine-dependent methyltransferase activity. The transcript is spliced from 2 exons. The record is from RefSeq and is a predicted model, not a curated record. NCBI's taxonomy places the organism in Eukaryota, Viridiplantae, Streptophyta, Magnoliopsida, Sapindales, Anacardiaceae.